CGCAAUAUAUUUUAAGCCUUCUUUCAAGAAGUAAAAGGAAGUUGAUCGAGAAAUGAUUCAAGCUCUUACAGUCUUGGUGCCGGAUGAGCAUUUGCAAGACCAAAUAAGUGCACAAAUUGAGGAAUACAUGCAGGCAACAGGUGACUUCAAUAUGCCCCUUGCUAUUUGUCAACGAGAGAAACUAUCUCCAGGUAAUCUUUUAUUUUUCAGUAUGCCUAUUUUAUCUUGUAAGUUGCUAGAUUUUUAUCUAGUAAAUUGUUAAGUUUUCAAUCUUUUAGUUUCAUGGUAGGGGCAAUUCGGAGGUUUAGUUCCAGAUUUACAAAAGUUUGCUAUUCGAGUACUUAGCCAAUGUUGCAGUGCAAUUAGAUGUGAAAGAAACUGAAGUAUGUUUGAGUCUAUCCAUUCUAAGAAGCGGAAUAGACUAGAGCACAAAAGACUCAAUGAUUUAGUCUAUGUGUGUUAUAAUUUGAAGCUUCGAGAGAGGAUUAUUAGGCGAACGAAAGAUGCACUUGAUCCGAUUAGUCUUGAGAACAUAGAUGUGUUGGAUGAUUGGGUGAGCGAAGAGCCUAGUCUACUUGACGAAAAGGAUAUUGCAUGGGAGAUUAUUGAACCACCAUCUUUAGAGGCAUUGACGUUAGAUGAUCAGGAGCCUAACUUUGAUGAUGCCGCUGAUGAUUUUCCAAAUGAGAACGAGAGACAGUAUGAUCAUUGGGACAUUGGAGGACACAAUGAUCCUUAUGUUUAUGUUGAAUGACAAACUAUGUUUUUUUUAGAUGUACUUCUCAAGUCUCUUUUGGUGAACUUUGCGUAUGUUUCGAGAUGAUGGAUAUGUACUUGACAUUGCGUACGUUUUGCGGAUGCUCUUGGAAGUUGGAACAUUUUCUUGUUAAUUUGAAGUCACUUAUGUGAAUUUUGUUGUCUUAAUAUAGGCAUUUUAUGAUGAAUUGCAUGGUAUGGGAAAUUUUUUUGAAUUAUAAUUAUACAUAAUUAUUAUAUAUAUUGUAA
Messenger RNA from Rhododendron vialii, 1005 nucleotides. RefSeq lists its product as uncharacterized. Lineage: Eukaryota; Viridiplantae; Streptophyta; Magnoliopsida; Ericales; Ericaceae. The transcript is spliced from 2 exons. Bases 386 to 754 code for a protein of 122 amino acids. The record is from RefSeq and is a predicted model, not a curated record.